AUGGCCUACAUUUCAGCCUCUUCGAAGUGGUUUUACCGCGGCGAAGGGAACAGAACUCUUGUCAUUUCAAAUCCACAGACUCAAAAAGUCCUUCGCUUGCAAAAGUCAAACGUAGCAUCAACAGAUCAGACAAAUUCAGCUCAAGAUUCGAGCGGAAAAGCUGCGGAAAAGUUGCGGUUAGAACUUGAAAAAAGUAUCAAGCUUUAUCAAGAAGUUUUCACUCCACUGUUGGGCGCGCAAUACGUCGAACAUGGAGCAAUCGUUGAGCUACCGGGAGAGUUCAUGGCAAAUAUUAAAGAUCUGGUUACAUCUGCUAAUACAAAUAGGCCAAAACAUAGACUGAACAAAGAGGUGAAUGGACAGAACAAAUAUGGUAUUUUGAUGCCGGAUUUUUGCUUUGUACCCUCAGGCGACGGGAUUAAUGCUAAUGAGGCUAGCCGGCCUACAUUCUGUGUGGAAAUCAAACCAAAGUGUGGUACGAUGCCAGCUUGUAAAGGGCUUGAAAGUGGUGAAUAUAAAGAUGUGAAGCAAUCUGUUUGUAAAUAUUGUCUUUUUCAGUGGACAAAGGUUUACAAAGAUGAGAAAUACUUACAGCGGAGUGGCUACUGCCCUUUAGACCUCUUCUCAUCUGACAUAAGGAGAGUCUGGUAUGCUUUGACAUGUCUUCUGAAUAAUCCACAAAAUAAUUUCAGAAUUUUUCAAGAUGGUAAUAUGAUGUACUCUGGUGAGACAAUGGCACCAUCAUGUGGUUCAAUGGUUGAAAGUGAAACAACCGAGCAGGCACCAUCAACUAUGGGUUCAAACGAACACCACCUACACCUGUCAAAACUUGAAGAGUUCCUAAGUCAUUCAUUUCUUGACAGUACUCAAGACAUGUUAACCAACCACAAUGUGUGUGGUGAAAAAAAUGGUUCCAACAUGCAGUCAACCACUGUGUUUUUGGCAACAUUGCUUCAGUUACUUAUAUAUGACUCCAAUGAAAAUACAGUUGGUUGUGGCAAUGGCAGUAAUCACCAUCCAUCAAAGCACCCUGUUUGUCUGGCAAGUCAAUACCAUGAAGCUGACUGUAUGACUGGUACCAUUCCAGCAUAUAUGAUGUCAAAGGGAUUGACCUUUGCUCAAGGUGGUGUUCUGAAGAAAAUCCUAGAUGUUCAGAGGCUAGAUGAUGUUGGGACUGACGAAGCAUUUUGUAUUUUUAAUAAUUUAUAUGCAAUUGGUGUAAAAGACAUGAUUGAUUUGCAUAUAUUUGCUUGGAAUGAGAGUCAAUGUAGUGUUAAUGCAAACGAAAACACAAAUGCUAAUCCUAGAAAUGUACAAAUAAACGCUAAUUAUGACCAAGUGCAUGCAAAUAUUAAUUAUAAAGGCAAGAUUACUGAUUGUUGCAUCACCAAUGGUAACUCAUUGGCACAUGUAAACAAGCACUCAGUAACAAGUAAAUUAGAUAGUCUUACAAAGUUCCUAAUUGCAGCCAGCGCUAAUGAUUGCUCCAUAAUGAUCUCAUUUCAAGAAGUUAUUGGUCCUUUGGCAAACUCAAAUUGCUUUCGAGAUCUUCUCACUGGUAGAGUUUAUAAAUACUCAAUUGCCAUAGUUGAUCUGGACCAGAAGUUGGCUGAUCGUAUUCCAAAGUAUUAUAAGGAAUAUAAUGAUAUAAUUGAUAAUUAUCUUAGCUUUAAAAACAAUGUGGAAUUGUAG
Dendronephthya gigantea is the source of this 1692-nucleotide messenger RNA. RefSeq names its product inositol-pentakisphosphate 2-kinase-like. The coding region runs from base 1 to 1692 and encodes 563 amino acids. Gene Ontology annotation, biological process: inositol phosphate biosynthetic process. Gene Ontology annotation, molecular function: ATP binding; inositol-1,3,4,5,6-pentakisphosphate 2-kinase activity. The transcript has a single exon. The record is from RefSeq and is a predicted model, not a curated record. Gene Ontology annotation, cellular component: nucleus. NCBI's taxonomy places the organism in Eukaryota, Metazoa, Cnidaria, Anthozoa, Malacalcyonacea, Nephtheidae.